Molecule: messenger RNA, 4160 nt
Organism: Hyposmocoma kahamanoa
Lineage: Eukaryota; Metazoa; Arthropoda; Insecta; Lepidoptera; Cosmopterigidae
Exons: 13
Coding region: 150-4112 (1320 amino acids)
Source: RefSeq, a predicted model, not a curated record
AAUACUAACCCAAAAGCGCGAAAAUUAUGAAUGAAAUCCCCCCAGUUUCUGAAUGUUUGUAGUGUUACAAAUAAACGCCAGGGUUUCUGGCCGUAGACGCGCUAGUCGAAUCGAGAAUGGCGCCGUGAGCGCCUCGGACCGCGUCGACCAUGGCGCGACAUAGAUGGACGCUAGCUCUAAUUUUAAUCUGCCUACCCAUCCUAGCAACAGUGAUAACCGCAUUCCGUGUACGUGAUUUACCUGCGAAUAUUCAGGACAGUUUAAAAGCUGAUUUAAAGAAACACAAGUGUGAAGACUGUGACGUGGACGAUUCCAAGGUCGGUCAAAAGUUGCAUAGUGUUAAAAUCGAAAGUGCUAAACGUUAUGACGAGUUGAAAAAAGCUGUUCGGGAAAAGCAACAGGAAUUGAACCAGAAAGCGGGUAAACUAAAUUAUAAAUAUGUAGAUGACAGUGCUGAUGACGACGACGAUGAUGAUGAUGAUUUGGACUUUUUGAAAAGUGAAACAGGUCUUAAAAAAGAAGAACCUUCCAAGGUUGUGAAAGCGAAAAAAGGUGGUACGGAUGGUAAAAUUAAAAAACCGGUAGUGGAUGAUGAUGAUGACGAUGAUGAUGACGACGAUGACAUUACACUAGUAGAAAUGAAACAAUCUGCGCCUAAAAAGUUACAUGAUUCUAGUAAGAAGCAGACUUCUAAAGAUAAAGUUAAAAAACCAGUAAAAAAAGAUGAUGGCGAUGAUGAUGAUAAGAAAAAGAAAUCAAAACAGGACACACAAGACAAAGAAAAAAAAGUAUCCAUAAAAUCAGAUGGCGGUAAAGAUAUUAAGAAAAAGAUUCCUGAAUCAGAUUCUAAAGUAACAACUAAAAAACCUUCAAAAAAGACGAUUGACGAUGUCGAUGACGAUGACGACGACGACGACGAUGAUGAUGAAGAUUACAAGCCCAAAAAAUCUGAAAACAUUAAAAAGAAACCAGAACAGUCUAAAGGACAUAGCAACAAUAAUAAGAAUAAAAAUUUAUUUAAAAAAUUAAGAGUUGAUGAUGAUAACGACAACGGCGACGACAAUAGUGAUGAUGAUGAUGACGAUGACGACGACGAUGAAGAUGUUGACGAUGAAAGUGACAUUUAUAAUGGAUUGAAAAAAAUGGCAAAAACAAAAAAUAUUGUCCACAUGCCAAAGCCAGACAAACCAGCUACCGAUAAAGCAUCAAAACAUUUGGAAGGUAAAAAAGAAUCACUUACAAAAGGAGAUGUUGUGAAAAACAAAGCCAAAGUAUUGGAAUCUAAAAAAGAGGAUGUGAAAAAACCCGAGCCUAAGAAAGAAAUAAAACCAACUGACAAAGUGAAAGACGAAAAGAAAUCAAAACCUGAUACCACAGAAUCUGCAAAGAAACGAAAAGAGGUAGAAGAAGAUGUGAAAUCAAAACAAGUCAAAACCAAACAAGAAGAGCUUAAAAAAGAUAAGAAGUCUGACUCUAAAGAAAAGGCAGUGAAAGACCUUGGAAAAAGUAUCAAAUCAUCAGCAGAAAAACUAGUAAACAGUCAAGAAAUUUAUUACAAAAGUGAAACUCAUUUGAAGGACGUAACGGAUGCUUUACAAAGACGAAAUUUGCUCCAAAGUGAAUUUGAGGACUUUUACGCUUUCUUUCCCACUUUUGCUCCAAACUUUUCGCGUAUUCACAAUCCGGAAUGCCGACGUCAUGGACAGAUUCUACUGAGGCAGUUACGAGGAACCAAAUUAUGGGCUUUGAAUAUGUUAGACGCUACUGCAAAGAUUCCCUCGGGGCUGCUACAAGGCAAUGGUAUUCAACUCGGCGACUUUGACCAGUGCUUGGGGAGCCGUGCGAGAGUGCAGCUCGAUACAGGAAGUGUCGUCAAGGUGCAAGGCAAGUAUUGCUUGGCUCGACUGGACGUGAAGGCGGAACAUCCCGAGCUGGAGGUCCCGGUGCACCUGGCGCAAGCCAAGAACCUCAUUAAGAGCAAACUUGAUGAUCCAGGUCACUUCGUGCCGCGUUUUUCAACGCUGAGCUGGGGUGUGUGCAUACCAUCAGCCUGCGAUCCUGGUGACGUCGAGAUUAUCAUCAAAGAUGCUGUCAAGCACUAUCAGCAUAAGAGUGGCAUUGUGUUGCGUGUCAAAGUUGAUGAACAGGAUUGCCACGUCGAGGACGACGAUUGGUGGGAUGCCUGGCUAGAGUUGCCUACUUUACUAACUCUGUCUUUCUACGGCAUCAUCGUCUUACUAGUAGUCGUAACGACUUUGCAAGACUUUUUAGCUCGAAGGAAAUCGAGUGAAACACCUGCUGACGAUGGUGACAAACCUGAAGGUGAUGAAGAAUCUAAGGAAAAUGAAGAGUCUAAAGACGAAGAAAAGGGUGAAGAAAAGAAACACACAGAUGGUUUCAUCUCCGCUUUCUCUCUCUACCAUACGAUCAGCAAGCUCACUGCUCCUGGCACCAAUGACGAGAUCGCCAGCAUCCAUGGCGUUAGAGGUCUAGCUACCUUGGCCUUACUGAUUGCUCAUAAGUUCUUGCCUGUCGCUGUCACACCAUAUACCAAUCGACUGAGAAUUACAGAGACAGUGAGUUCUCCAUUAUGGUCGUGGUGCAGAGCGGGCUGGGUGUUCACCGACUGCUUCCUUCUGCUCAGUGGAGCGUUGACUGCACAUCGUAUAUCCGAUGGGGAUACCGGCGCCCCUUGGAGAUUGUUCACUAGAUAUCUAAGAUUAACUCCAGCUCUUUUAGCCGUUGUCCUAUUCUACGCAUAUAUCUGGGACAAUUUAUCCUCUGGACCAAUGUGGGGCACGCUAGUUACGAAGAACGCCGAGGUUUGCCAAGAGGGAUGGUGGUGGAAUAUGUUGUAUGUGCACAAUUACUUCGGCUUCGAAGAGAUGUGCGCACCGCAAACCCAUCAACUAGCCCUGGAUAUGCAGUUGACCAUACUAGGAGGUAUAACAGUGUGGGCAAUGCAGGUGGGACAGCGUAUGUCUAGACUGUUGCUGCCUUCGAUGCUCGCCCUAGCAACCUACUCGCGAUACAGUACCGUGCUCGAUCAUCGACUCACUAUGCUGGCCUACCAUGGGGUUACGGUAAGCCAGCUGUACAGAACCGCUCGUCUGAGCUACACUUCAAUUCUGCAUCGUUCUACUCCUUAUCUAGUAGGAGUAGGCUUGGGAAUCGCGUUACGGAACCCCUCGGAACAUAGCAAGGUCCUCCGCAUCUUGGGCUGGUUAAUCAGCACAUCGCUUUGGUGCUUAGUGUGGUGGGCCGGCCUGGACGCUGGCUCCACCACUUACCGUUACAACGCUGCGUUCGCAGCACAGUACGCUGCGCUUGCGCCUGUUGCGUCUGCGCUGGCAAUUGCGUGGCUUAUUUACGCUGUGCAUAGCGGCUCAGAUGGAUUCCUAAGUCAAUUCCUGUGCUGCCGUCCCCUGGUGCUGAUCAGUCGCCUUUCAUAUGCUCUUUACCUCUGCCAGUUCGUUGUAUUCCUCACCAAAGCCGCUACUGUCAAGUCUUCUACAGAAUUUACCAUCACCUCCUUGAUCGAUGUGCAAGAAAUCUCUGCAAUCAUAUUAUCAUCUGUGAUCUUAACCUUGACCUUCGUGAUUCCGAUGCAGUCAUUGCAUAAAGUUUUCUUAUUCUCACCAAAAUCGGAAACGGUAGAAACUGAAGAAACGUGUAAAGACGAUGAGCAAGUAACGGAGAAUAAAGAACAAACAGAAGAAGAGAAUGUGAAGGGUAAAUUUGUAGAACCUGAAGAAGUUCUAGAUUUACCACAGAUCAAAAGUAGGCAACAUCUUCUAGCUCAUAGAGAGGUUUUAGAGGAAAUUCCUGAAGUAGAACUCGAAUUUGAAGCUCAAAGAGAGAAAUUGGAAGGCUUGGAAGAGAUUUUAGAGGAAGAAGAAGAUGAGGACUUGGAAGACGAGAUGAACCAUCUGGAUGAAGAAGACAUGGAAAUAAUCGAAGAAGAAGGCGGUGAAGAUUUCUGGGCGGACAGAGAAGAAUAUGUGCCGCGAAGAUCGUUCUCUAGACAAGAUGAUCGGGAUAUUGACGAAUGGGAAUGGACAGCUAACGGCAGCGGACGAACUGGUGCUCAAUACAACCGAUACGCAAGAUAACGUUGUGUUUUUGUUAAUUAUUAAAUCCCUUUGAGUUUUUUGGGUUGU